Eimeria mitis is the source of this 456-nucleotide messenger RNA. RefSeq lists its product as uncharacterized. Bases 1 to 456 code for a protein of 151 amino acids. NCBI's taxonomy places the organism in Eukaryota, Apicomplexa, Conoidasida, Eucoccidiorida, Eimeriidae. The transcript has a single exon. The record is from RefSeq and is a predicted model, not a curated record.
AUGCUGCGACCGCUGCCGCAGCAGCAACAGGAGCAGCAGCAGCAGCAGAAGCAACAGCAGCAGCAGCAGAAGCAACAGCAGCAACAGGAGCAGCAGCAGCAGCAGAAACAGAAGGAGCAGCAGCAACGGCGACAGCAGCAGCAACAGAAGCAGCAACACGACCAGCAACAGCAGCAACAGCAGCAGCAGCAGCAGCAACAGCAGCAGCAGCAGCAGCAGCAGCAAACCUCUGCUAGAGAUAGAGGAGUCUUGAGAGGGGGGAUAAGGAUUAGGCGAAGGCAGCGCCAACUGACACGGACCCACAGCCCUGCAGCAGCAGCAGCAGCAGCAGCAGCAGCAGCAGCAGGAGUAGCAGCAUCAGCAGCAGGAACAGUAGCAGCAGCAGCAGCAACAGCAGUAGCAGGAACAGUAGCAGCAGCAGAAGCAGCAGCAGCAGCAGAAACAACAACAAAAUGA